UACAUCUCCCAUCAUGUUUAUGUCAAGGUCAGAGUAUGACCGCGGAGUCAAUACCUUCUCCCCGGAGGGUCGUCUCUUCCAGGUCGAGUACGCCAUUGAGGCUAUCAAGCUCGGAUCCACUACCGUGGGCAUCAGGACAGAUGAAGGAGUCGUCAUCGGUGUGGAGAAGCGAGUCCAAUCGUCGCUGCUGGAGUCCGAUUCCAUCGAGAAGAUCAUGGAGAUCGACUCUCACAUUGGAUGUGCAAUGAGUGGACUCGUAGCCGACGCCAGGACGAUGAUCGAGCAUGCUAGGGUCACAGCGCAGAACCAUGCUUUCACAUACGACGAGGACAUUCAAGUCUCAAGUGUGACACAAGCUGUGUGUGACCUGGCGCUGAGGUUCGGAGAGAGUAUCUCGGGAGAGGAGGCAAUGAUGUCACGACCUUUCGGUGUUGCGCUGCUGAUUGCAGGCUACGAUGACAAAAAGGGACCACAGCUGUACCAUGCUGACCCAUCGGGAACAUCGAUUCAAUACAAGGCAAAGGCAAUUGGAAGUGGUCAGGAGGGAGCUCAAGGAGAAUUGCAGGACAAGUACAAGGACAAUAUGACAUUGCAAGAAGCUUCCAUUCUCACCCUGAACGUGCUCAAGCAAGUGAUGGAGGAGAAGCUGGACGAGAAGAAUGUGCAACUAGCCGUGGUGCUCCCGAGAACGCCAGAGACAUCUUCGGACGGUAGCAAGAUUGGAUCGGGUGGAACUGGAUCGCGACCCAGGAUGAAGGGGGGCUUCCGCAUCCUGAAUGAGGAUGAAGUGAAAGCGCUGGUGGCUCAGAUGUAAAGAGAUGUGGUAGACUCAGACCAUCUCCCAAUGCUAUGAACUCAGAGAAAGCAGAUUGGCCAUUCGAUUGAUGAAGGUCAAUCCGGAUAUGGC
Microstroma glucosiphilum is the source of this 907-nucleotide messenger RNA. Its product is annotated as putative PUP2-20S proteasome subunit. The record is from RefSeq and is a predicted model, not a curated record. Gene Ontology annotation, cellular component: nucleus; proteasome core complex; proteasome core complex, alpha-subunit complex. The coding region runs from base 14 to 814 and encodes 266 amino acids. Gene Ontology annotation, biological process: proteasome-mediated ubiquitin-dependent protein catabolic process. The transcript has 5 exons. Lineage: Eukaryota; Fungi; Basidiomycota; Exobasidiomycetes; Microstromatales; Microstromataceae.